Messenger RNA from Beta vulgaris subsp. vulgaris (sugar beet), 699 nucleotides. RefSeq lists its product as uncharacterized. Lineage: Eukaryota; Viridiplantae; Streptophyta; Magnoliopsida; Caryophyllales; Amaranthaceae. Gene Ontology annotation, molecular function: zinc ion binding; nucleic acid binding. The transcript has a single exon. Bases 1 to 699 code for a protein of 232 amino acids. The record is from RefSeq and is a predicted model, not a curated record.
AUGGUUCCAGCAAGCGAAGCAUUGGUCCAAGCAACCAUGGAAUGGGAUGAGGAGGAGUUGGAGAUACCUGACUCUAGUUUGGAUGUUAGCUUCUCGAAAGAAAAGCUCCAAAGACUAAGAGAGCCAUGGAGAAAUACGUUGAUGGCAAAAGUGCUAGGGAUGUCUAUCAACCGGAAUUUCUUGGUAGAUAGGGUCAACAGGAUGUGGAAGACAAAAGACAGACUUGAAGUGAUUGACCUUGGUCAAGACAUUUUCCUUCUUAAGUUCCACAAUGGGGAUGAUAUGGAAAGGGCGUUGUAUGGAGGUCCAUGGUUCAUUUUGAAUCAAUAUCUGAUGCUGACCAAAUGGAAACCGGAUUUUCGUCCUUCAUCAUCAACUUUUGACAAAAUUAUGGUUUGGAUCAGAUUACCUGAACUCCCUCUAGAUUAUUACGAAAAGGAUGCCCUGUUUGCUAUAGCGGAGAAAGUUGGAAAACCCAUAAAGGUGGAUUAUGCAACGGAUACAGUGGCAAGGGGUAGAUAUGCGAGAGUUUGUAUUGAACUGGAAUUAUCAAAAGCCCUUGUGACAAAGGUCUGGGUGGCAAAAGAAUGGCAAGCAGUGGAGUAUGAGAACCUCAAUAUGGUGUGUUUUAACUGUGGUCUAAUUGGCCACAGGAAGGAUCAAUGUUCGACGCAUUACGGAAAGAUUAAAGAUCGGUGA